ACUGGGCUGAGCCGCCUGCGGCUCAGCCUGAGGGGCUGCGCCAGCCUGGAGGACGGAUUCGACCCCCUGUUCGCGGCCGUGGCGGCGCAGGAGGCGCUCUCGGAGCUCCACCUGGACCUGUCGGACUGUCCGCAGCUGACCUCCGUGGAGAAGCUCGGGAGCGGCCUCGCGUCCAAGGAGGGACGGACUCACAGAUAG
Prorocentrum cordatum is the source of this 198-nucleotide messenger RNA. The record is from the annotation of a GenBank genome assembly. NCBI's taxonomy places the organism in Eukaryota, Dinophyceae, Prorocentrales, Prorocentraceae.